AUGGCUAAGGGCGGCAAACCUCCUCAGCAUUCUUUUCAGUCUCCCAUGGAAGAUCAUAGUAGUCCCUAUUUUCUUCACAAUGGUGAUCAUCCAAGUCUCUCUCUGGUUUCUCUUUCACUUGCUGGAUCUGGUUCAAACUAUCAUUCUUGGCGCCGAUCAAUGGUUACAACUCUAAAUGCUAAGAAGAAACUUGGGUUUAUCGAUGGAACCAUCUCACGUCCUGCUGCAACAGAUCUCCUUGCUGGUCCUUGGUCUCGCUGCAACAGCAUGGUCAUAUCUUGGCUCUCUAACUCGAUUUGCAAAGAAAUUGCAGAGAGCAUCCUCUAUCAUGAAACAACCAUCGAAAUAUGGAAUGAUCUAUACGAACGAUUUCAUCAGGGCAGUGGUCCUCGAAUUUUUGAACUCAAGCAAAAAAUUCUUGCUCACACUCAGGGAUCGGCUGAUGUCAAUACCUACUAUACUCGACUGAAAUCCUUGUGGGAUGAGCUUCGAGAAUUCAAGGCGAUACCAGUUUGCAAUUGCGGUGGCAUGCGUGUUUAUAUGGAGGAUCAAUAA
This is a messenger RNA of Vitis riparia (riverbank grape), 555 nucleotides long. RefSeq lists its product as uncharacterized. Bases 1 to 555 code for a protein of 184 amino acids. NCBI's taxonomy places the organism in Eukaryota, Viridiplantae, Streptophyta, Magnoliopsida, Vitales, Vitaceae. The record is from RefSeq and is a predicted model, not a curated record. The transcript has a single exon.